AUGAGUGAUUCAAAGCAGAUUCGGGAUGCGUUUAACACCGCCAGUGGGUUCUUGAACCCAGUCCUCGACAGAGGCAUGCAGAUCCCGCACCUCCCGUUUUAUCGAUACAAAGCUAACGAUGAUGUAGAUGAGAUCCAAAGAUCGCAAGGAAAAUCCCUCGUGGAAAUAUUGAGCCAAUAUUUGGAUUUCCAACCAGCCAGUGACAAGGCUGCUAGAACGGCCGUCGUCAGCAAGGCAUUGGAUAUACUCAGUGCAAUUCACAAUGCAUUUGUCACGCCCGUGAGCCAUCAAGACCUGUUGCAGGAACCCCAAACCAAGGUCGAACACUCAGACCUCGAAGACGCGAAGCGCCGGCAGAUGAUCCAUGCGUUGUUAGAUCUGAUCUCCCUGGAGGGAAUUUACCCAUCUCUCUCGUCCGGUGUUGGCAUUCCAUUGCAACAGAGAGUCAUUUCGGUCCUGCCAGCCGGAGUUAUUGCAAAGCAGACUUCGGUGCCUGCAAGCAGUGUGCCACAUGAUGAGGCUCUUCUUAAUCAGAUCAUGAAAACAAUCCUUGGUAUCACUUUGGACGACAAAGAUAGCAUUCAGCCUAUCAUUCGGGGUCGCAUUUUAAGUGAUAUCAUCAGUGGAUCAGCUGAUCUUGCCUCCAACCCCAAUGUUGUCGCUUCGGAGUCCAAGGUUUAUUACCAAAAAGCGCUCCUCAAGAUUAUUGAUGACACUCCAAGCUCAGUUCUCCUACCCACUCUCUCUGCAUUCCUCCAGACAGAUACCGCAGUCUGGUUCAAGUCAACCAUCUCGAAGCAGAUUGCUCAUGUGCCACUGCGACCAGGUGGAGUUUUACACACAAUCUUAUUCAUUGCGUCGCAAGUUGCUCCAACUCUUGGGCAAGAAGCCCAAGAGCCAUCCAACGGUCCUCAUUUCACGGUGCAGGGCAUGAUGCAGAUUUCAAGACUACUUUCGUCAGUCCCACAGGAUGUUGAACCAGCAACAUACUUCAAUGCUAUCGCUCCACAACUGUUGGAGCUACUCGAUGGGGAUGAUCCCGACUUGAAGAGAACUGCCUCCUAUGUCAUUGGGAAUGGUAUUCUGGGAAAGCGUGCCUACGGUGCCCCGGGGACUAUAGGUCACUCUAUCUUCAUUGAGCCAGUUUUUGCGGCGCUGACUGCGGAGCUUGGUCAUUCUUCAAUCCGUUGGUUGUCAUGUCCAACCGAGGGUGGAGGAUCAGUUUCUUCCAAGCCUGGAAAACAAUCGUCAUCAGGCAUAGUCGUCGAGGGUGACAUCAUCGAUCUCGCACUCGAAAGGCUGAAAAGCCUCGCGUUGCAUCAUCCGAAUCCCGGACUUGUCAAGAGAAUCGUGUAUCCCAUUCUACUGCCACUCUGGGGCUUGGCUUGUUAUUCUCAACAACAACAAUUGACGGACACCCAUGAAAAGGUUAUGGCGCUUCUGCAGACAUAUUUCAGCAUAUCCGUCGGCGUACAACCACUAAAGAAACUGGUUGAUAAUCUGCUAUGGGACGGAGGAUUAGCCUGGGAUUAUACCAAAGAUUCGCAAGGGCGAGUGGCCUUGAAAAGACGGACAGGCUCUGAAAGCUAUCGCUCCGAUGUCAUCCAGUUAAUGGAUUCUCUGCAAAGCCGAGUGGAUCUGUUUGUUAGCCUUCUAGGCUCAGACCCGAGUACCGAGGAGCGGACUGGUGAUAUAUUCCUGCACGUUAGCCAGUCCUGGCUCGUUCAAUCUCACGACCCUACCUCGGCUAAAGCCGAAAGAAUUGGCGACUCUGAAAACAUCAUGAAGAAGCUCGUCUGCGCAAAGGUGGCUGAGAAGCUGCUCGAUAAUUUCAGAGACACUUUGUCACGGCAUCCGUUGCGAGUUUUGGAACUCAUAAAGCAAGUCAUUGAUGGAGAGCUGCAUACAUUUAGCGGCAAAGAAACAACAAAACGAUCACAAAAGGCCGACAAGGUCUCACUAUCAUCACUUGCCAGCAUUGUACCGGAGGACACCCAUAAUAAAGACGACGCCGCUGAUCAAGAAACCUCCGAGUCAUUAUCGACUGCUUUCAGCUUAUUGUCAACGGUUCUUGCAUCUCCCGAGUUCGCUAUCUCAGAAGAGACGAAAACACUCAUUGAGUCGAUUAAAGAGCACCUAGACCAGCUCAUUCCAUUCCUCCCAAGUGCACUAUCAAAACCAGCAACCACCUCAUCCAUGCUCUUGGAAAUCCAGCUUGCAUCUCCAGAGCACGAUGAUACAAAACCAGCACCGCCGCACAUCACAGACCUCGAAACACAUCGACAGGCACUUGCAAAUCUCAAUUCAGAGCUGCCCCCAGUCCAGGCAGAGGGAUUCUCACUCCUAUCAAAACUUAUCAUGAAAUCGUCCCCUGUGCUAGACAUCCCGUCGACUCUAACUCUCCUCCUUUCCAUCAUCACCGAUGUCUCUAAGACUACCGCAAAUGACGAAUUCAUCUACCUCAACGCUAUCAAACUCAUCGGCACACUUGCCUCACGCCACCCACGCACAGUCGUCAAGACCUUGGUAGACAACUACACCGACAAGAGCGAACAUCGAACCCUAGACCAACGCCUGAAAAUCGGCGAAUCACUCCUUCGAACAGCACAAGACCUAGGCGAAGCAUUGGCCGGAGAAACAGCCAAAAUCCUCGGCGAAGGUAUCAUCGCCGUCGCCGGCCGCCGCGGCCACAAACCACAGACCCAACAAGCACGCCAACAACAAGAAGAGAAGGAACGGAGACUCAAAGAGCGCGAGGAGCGAAAACAGAAAGCAUUGGGCUUGCCGAAUCUCGCAGAACUCAUUGACUCCGACUCGGAAGACGAAACCCCUGAACAAAACGCCCAUGCCGCAGCUAUCGUCGCCGCAUGGGGUACCGGCGCGUCUGCGGAUGAACAACCCGAAGACCUCCGCAUACGUGCUUCAGCACUUUCAAUCCUCGCCUCCGCAGUCCAAACCAACAUCCUCGGCCUUGGCCCUGCAAUCAUCGCCUCCUCAGUAGACCUAGCCCUAGCUACACUCACGCUCGAACCCGCUCCAGAAAGCGCAAUCCUGCGGCGCGCCAGUGUAGUCCUCAUCCUGGAUAUUCUUAAGGCCCUUGACACGGCACGAGAAGCUAAAAACGGGCAGGACAUCGGAUUUGGAUUUUCCCUCAUGGAUGACGGGAUGCUUCCAGGUCCUAGUCACACGCGUGGUCCAUCGACGGUUGGAAAUAUCCCGAGUAUGUUGCGUACGCUUGGGUUUGUCGAGAGUGUGGAGACGGAUGGGAUUGUGCGGGGGCAUCUGCGUGUGCUGAUUGAGAGUUUAGAGGCUUGGAUGGAGAAGUCGUUGAUGUGGGGGAUUGGUGCUCAGGGAGAUAGAGAGCCGAGACUGGAGCUUGGGGAUCAUAUUGCGGGUUUGAGUGUUGAUCCUUUGGCUGGAAGAGGUUCUGGGAGGCCGCGGAUUGAAGAGAUUGAGUAG
Molecule: messenger RNA, 3459 nt
Organism: Penicillium subrubescens
Lineage: Eukaryota; Fungi; Ascomycota; Eurotiomycetes; Eurotiales; Aspergillaceae
Product: RTP1/Tango6 family protein
Exons: 2
Coding region: 1-3459 (1152 amino acids)
Biological process (GO): protein secretion
Source: RefSeq, a predicted model, not a curated record